Molecule: messenger RNA, 1169 nt
Organism: Nicotiana attenuata
Lineage: Eukaryota; Viridiplantae; Streptophyta; Magnoliopsida; Solanales; Solanaceae
Product: expansin-A3-like
Exons: 4
Coding region: 197-1078 (293 amino acids)
Biological process (GO): plant-type cell wall organization
Cellular component (GO): extracellular region
Source: RefSeq, a predicted model, not a curated record
AAAUUAACAAAAACAGAGUAUUUAAUUACAGACCCUGCCAUUGUAACUCCUCAAUAAAUACGCCCACUUAAUUUCCUUUCCCUCUCAAUUCGCCCUCUGCUCAAACCCCAUUCCCAUUUUUCCAUUCCCUCUCUCUCUAAAAGCCUAUUAUCACACUAUUUUCCCCUGUUUAGACUGAACAAUUCACUGUGAGAAAAUGGCUGUGAGUAAUUGGACACUCUGCAUUGCUAGUGUUCUCUGUUUUCUGACGGCCGUUAACGCAAAAAUCUCCGGCAACUACGCCGGCGGCCCCUGGACAACUGCCCACGCCACUUUCUAUGGCGGCUCUGAUGCCUCUGGCACCAUGGGUGGGGCUUGUGGAUAUGGGAAUCUAUACAGCCAAGGCUACGGAGUGAACAAUGCAGCACUGAGUACAGUCCUUUUCAACAAUGGGCUGAGUUGCGGCGCUUGCUUUGAGCUUAAGUGUACUGAUCAGAAAUGGUGCACCCCUGGAAACCCUUCCAUAUUAGUGACCGCUACAAAUUUCUGCCCACCAAACUACGCCUUGCCUAACGAUAAUGGAGGGUGGUGCAACCCACCUCGCCCUCAUUUCGACCUUGCCAUGCCUAUGUUCCUCAAAAUUGCUGAGUACCGUGCUGGAAUUGUUCCUGUAAAUUACCGACGGGUACCAUGCAGAAAGCAAGGAGGAAUCAGAUUCACAAUCAACGGUUUUAAUUACUUUAACUUAGUAUUAGUGACAAAUGUCGCAGGAGCAGGGGAUAUUCAGAAGGUUUAUGUUAAAGGUACAAAAACCAAUUGGAUAGCAAUGAAUCGAAAUUGGGGUCAAAAUUGGCAAACCAAUGCUUUACUUGUUGGCCAAGCCCUUUCUUUUAGAGUCACUGCCAGUGAUCGACGCAGUUCUGCUUCUUAUGACAUAGCACCAGCUAAUUGGCAAUUUGGCCAGACUUUCCAGGCUAGAGAUAACAAAUGGGUUCUGGAGAAGAACGGGGUAGCGGAACUACUAGCUAAGGAAGGAGCCAGAAGGAGCUUCUUGAUCAUGUUAUUGUGUAUAUGUCAAUUUCUCCUUUGUUUGCUAUGAAUGCACUAAUAGCAGAUUAAUUAGGAACUUAUGUUAGAACACAUUCGGCUUGUACUAUUAUAGUUUGGAUUAUGACUCUACUUCGCAUGAA